Messenger RNA from Aspergillus clavatus NRRL 1, 672 nucleotides. RefSeq names its product peroxiredoxin. The record is from RefSeq and is a predicted model, not a curated record. The transcript is spliced from 4 exons. Gene Ontology annotation, cellular component: cytosol; mitochondrion. Gene Ontology annotation, biological process: cellular response to oxidative stress; cell redox homeostasis; cellular oxidant detoxification. The coding region runs from base 1 to 672 and encodes 223 amino acids. NCBI's taxonomy places the organism in Eukaryota, Fungi, Ascomycota, Eurotiomycetes, Eurotiales, Aspergillaceae. Gene Ontology annotation, molecular function: peroxiredoxin activity.
AUGGCCCAGGAACGUGCUGCUCCCCUCCGUCUCGGCUCUACCGCCCCCGACUUCGAGGCCGAUACCUCCAACGGCCCCAUCUCCUUCCACAACUUCAUCGGCGACAGCUGGGCCAUCCUCUUCUCCCACCCCGAUGACUUCACCCCUGUCUGCACCACCGAGCUCGGUGCCUUCGCCAAGCUCGAGCCCGAGUUUGCCGCUCGCAACGUCAAGCUGAUCGGCCUGAGCGCCAACGGCACCGAGUCUCACAAAGCCUGGAUCAAGGACAUCGACGAAGUCAACGGCUCCAAGCUCACCUUCCCCAUCAUCGCCGACCCAAGCCGCAAGAUCGCCCACCUCUACGACAUGGUCGACUACCAGGACACCACCAACGUCGACGAGAAGGGCAUCGCCUUCACCAUCCGCUCCGUCUUCAUCAUCGACCCCGCCAAGAAGAUCCGUCUCAUCAUGGCCUACCCCGCCUCCACCGGCCGUAACACCGCCGAGGUCCUCCGUGUUGUCGACGCCCUCCAGACCACUGACAAGAACGGCGUCACCUGCCCCAUCAACUGGCUCCCCGGUGACGAUGUCAUCAUUCCCCCUACCGUCUCAACCGAGGAUGCCCAGAAGAAGUUCGGUGAGCUCCGUAUCGUGAAGCCUUACCUCCGCUUCACCUCCCUCCAGAAGGAGUAA